Messenger RNA from Adineta steineri, 1446 nucleotides. NCBI's taxonomy places the organism in Eukaryota, Metazoa, Rotifera, Eurotatoria, Adinetida, Adinetidae. The record is from the annotation of a GenBank genome assembly.
AUGGCCGACGAUAUCCCGUUCGAAAAAAAGUUUCAUAGAACUCUUUCCAAUCAACCAACAUAUUCUUCUUCAAUACGUAGUUCAUCAUUAACUUCAUAUAAACAAUAUCGAUGUAGAGAUAAUCAAGUUUGUCCAGAUUAUAAAUGGAUUUUAAAAACAGAUGAAAAAAGACUUACUCAACAGAAAAAUCUUGAAGAAAGACAAAAAGCAAUUAUUCAUGAAUUAUCAUCUAAUCAAACUUCAAAUCAAGCAUCAAUUGAUUAUGAAGUUGAUUUUCUGCCGGGCGAACCAGUACUUGUAUGUGUUAAUACACAAUAUUUUGAUAUAACAAAUAAUAAAGUAAAUAUCAAUGAAUUAAGUAUACAAUUAGCUCAAUUAGCAAGUAAAAUGCUUGAUAAAAUUCAAAUACUUAGUCAAAUAACACAUUUACCAUUUAAUAAACAAUUUCGACUUGAAUUACGUCCUGUAUCAUUCUAUAAUUCUGAUCCUCAAUUAAUGAAUCUUUGGGAAUUACGUCUUAAUCUAGAUCCUAUUGUUUGGUUCGAUUAUUUCUGGCAAAAAACUGAACAACAAAAAGAUUUUCUUCAUACAGCUCGUAUGUAUGUUGAUAAAUAUCGUCAUUUUGUAAAAUAUGAAUAUUUACCUGAAUCGAAAUUUGAACCACUUGCAUCAGAACGACAUUGUCGAUAUCAAACGACAUGUAAUAAAGAUGGUGGCAAAUAUGCUCAUGCUCUUCAUUCAACACUUAUUUGUUUAGAAAAUGGUUCUAUGUUACGUGAUGAUGGGCUACAUAAAUGUGGACAAUUUUUUGUUAAUAGUACUAUUGCUAUGCAAUGGCCAGUUAAAUCAAUAUUAAAUUCUCAAUUUACAAAUGACAAUCAUCAUGACUAUGGUCUAAAUUUUCAUUGGCAAACAUCUAGUUUUGUAUUUACAAGUAAACGUGAAACAGUACGUGAUCUUGUUAUGUAUGCUACACCUCCAUGGCAUAUAACAAAUCGAAAGAUGAUUCAUUUACCAUUAUUUUGGUCAACAGUUAUUUAUACAUGUCAUUUUCUUUAUUCUGAACUUCGUAAACAAACAAAUCGUGAUAAUAUUCAAUGGCCUGUAAAUGCUAUUGCACUUAAUUUUGGAAAAUGGGAAACAGGUAGUUCAUAUAGUACACAUGCAAUUGAUUGUCAUGCUCAUGCACAUUUUUUAUUAACAAAAGAAUUUAUUUCUGAAUGUAACGAAACAUUUUUUCAACCAUUACAAGGUCGACAAAAUGCACCGCCAGAUUAUUUAAAUCAAAAUGCGGAAAUUCUUGAACGUGAACGAUUAUUAAGUUGUGAAAUUCAAACUCAUCAACAAACAAUACAUGAAAUAAAAGAACAAGUUGAUGAUAUUCAAAUUAAUAUGAAAAAAAUGAUAACUAUACUUGAAAAUAUAUUAUCAAAAGAACAGACAUAA